AUGGCAUUGGCGACAGAAGAAUCUGAUGGAAUUGAAGAAGAAAUUUCAAAGAUAGAAAAAGGUCUUGUAAGCACCUCUCAUAACCCAGGAACCAACACAACCGAUGAUUUUCGUUCAUCAGCUGCACCGCCAAGCCUCCCUCAAAAGUUGAUUGCAGAGUUGAUUGGUACAUACUUUGUGAUAUUUGCUGGGUGUGGUUCGGUGGCUGUGAACAAAAUAUAUGGGAACGUCACGUUUCCUGGCGUAUGUGUAACAUGGGGUCUCAUUGUCAUGGCCAUGAUAUAUUCAGUCGGUCAUAUUUCUGGGGCACAUUUCAAUCCGGCCGUCACCAUCACCUUUGCCGUCCUUCGCCGGUUCUCUUUCCGGGAGGUCCCAUUAUAUAUAGUAGCUCAACUAUUGGGAUCAACCAUGGCUAGCGGUACAAUUGCUGUACUUCUUGAUGUAACCCCAAAAGCUUACUUUGGAACUGUUCCAGUUGGAUCUAACGGCCAGUCCUUGGUCUUUGAAAUUAUCAUCUCCUUCCUCUUGAUGUUUGUCAUCUCUGGAGCUUCCACAGAUAGUAGAGCGGCCAGUUUCAGGGGCUUCGAUGAACCCGGCGAGGAGCUUAGGGCCAGCGAUUGUGAAGCAUGUGUACAAAGGGUUAUGGGUGUAUAUAGUGGGACCAAUAACCGGAUGCCUUGCAGGAGGAAUUGCAUAUAA
This is a messenger RNA of Prunus armeniaca (apricot), 699 nucleotides long. NCBI's taxonomy places the organism in Eukaryota, Viridiplantae, Streptophyta, Magnoliopsida, Rosales, Rosaceae. The record is from the annotation of a GenBank genome assembly.